AUGCUGCCACUUGUUCUUUUUUUUUACUUCCUUCGCCUGACAUUUUACUUUCCUCUGUCGGUAUAUGCAAAUAAUGGUGAUGAUAACGGCAGUGAUGAUGACGACGACGACGAUGAAAUCAAUGAAGGCCUUAUAUAUCCCGAAUAUAAACCAAGUACAAAGUUGGGAACUUGGGGGCUCCAAUUCAUGGCAAUGAUCUGCGUCGUGAAACCGGAAUUUCGCCGCAGAAACGAUGUAUUUGAAAGAUUAGACGAAGCCUUUAUGACAGGAGACCUUGCCCGACUUAUUUUACUACCGCCUCGAGAGAAGGCUAUCUACAAAGUUCAAAGCGACAAUUUGGGGGUUCUGCUAUAUACCGCCACUGUACCACUAAAUUACGAAUACUUUCAUACCCUUCACUACCUCGAUAUCAUCGACGAGACCGCGAAGAUAUUGGGCUUGAACGUUGUUAACAAUCACGUUCUUGAAAUUGUCAAGGAAAUGAAAAUGUUUUUUGAGGGGACUGAUGACGUGUCUGAUAAGUCUAAAAAGUAUCCUUUCAGCUUCUGCAGCGCGAGCGAGCCUGUAUUUCCCAAUGAUAUUGACGGAGAAUCGCAAAAGUAUUGGAGCCAUCCCAGCUUACCAAAGAGAGAUCUGAGUUUUUGGAAGAUACCCGAAGAAGAAGAAAUUCCAGAAACAGAUAUUGCAGUCACAAGAAAUGCGAUGGCAGAACUCCCUUAUUUAUCUUGGCCAUUUUCUCGAGAUAUCCGAAGCAAAUUGAGCCGGCAAAUGAAGGAAUCAUAUUAUCAUUACAAAGAACCAGGAAAAGGAGUAGUAGUCUACCUAUUAGACACUGGAGUAGACCCAAGCCACCCUGAUCUGCAAAGCGCAAAGUUCUCAGAUUGGAUUAGCUCCGGCCCGUUUCAUAUGGAACCUUGGACAGACAACGUAGAUAAUAAUUUUUCUAAUCAACCCCACGGCACCCUAAUGGCGGGCAAGAUAGUCGGAAAACUUGCAGGUGUUGCUCAAUCCGCCGAGAUUGUAGCCAUAUCCUGUUCACAAAGCUAUGGACUUAAUUCGGAAAUAUCAGGGUUUGAUUGCCUUUUGAAAGCUUACGAUCACAUCAAACGAUAUAAUAGCGGAAAACCCUGUAUUAUAAAUUUCUCACGCGGCAUAUUGGACACAGACGUUCGUGGAUCACACGAAAACCAUCGUAACCAACGCGCCCUGGAGCUGGACCGAGUAUUUGAAUACAUACAAUAUAAGUUCGAGAAUCUGAAGAACGUUAUUUUCGUUGCGGCUGCUGGGAAUGAAGAUCCAGUAAGUUUUUUUACCUAA
This is a messenger RNA of Orbilia oligospora ATCC 24927, 1317 nucleotides long. RefSeq lists its product as uncharacterized. The record is from RefSeq and is a predicted model, not a curated record. Gene Ontology annotation, biological process: proteolysis. The coding region runs from base 1 to 1317 and encodes 438 amino acids. The transcript has 3 exons. Lineage: Eukaryota; Fungi; Ascomycota; Orbiliomycetes; Orbiliales; Orbiliaceae. Gene Ontology annotation, molecular function: serine-type endopeptidase activity.